Messenger RNA from Oxyura jamaicensis (ruddy duck), 2214 nucleotides. It is a transcript of the gene ALKAL2, whose product is annotated as ALK and LTK ligand 2. NCBI's taxonomy places the organism in Eukaryota, Metazoa, Chordata, Aves, Anseriformes, Anatidae. Gene Ontology annotation, biological process: positive regulation of ERK5 cascade; positive regulation of ERK1 and ERK2 cascade. The transcript is spliced from 6 exons. Gene Ontology annotation, molecular function: receptor signaling protein tyrosine kinase activator activity; receptor tyrosine kinase binding. The record is from RefSeq and is a predicted model, not a curated record. The coding region runs from base 1076 to 1534 and encodes 152 amino acids.
AUCAGAGCAAAUAGAAGGAGCUCAGCCGGAUCGCGUUUCACCGGCAGCCCCCUUCCGAGGGUCUUAACCGGGGGGGGGGGGGGGAGAAGGAGCGAGCCGGGAGCGGCGGUGGCACGGCGGGACGGCUCCGGCUCCUACCGGGAGCUGCCUUCCUCCCUCCUCCUCCUCCUCGUCAGCCCCCCCGGCUCUCCGGGGAGCGCUUCCAGGCAGCGCCGGCCGCCCCGGGAAGCCGCCGGGGGCUGCCCCUGCCAAGAAGAGGCGACGCGCACCGCCCGGACCCUCCCGCGGCCACCUCUCCGCCGCCUUCCCGCUCGGCGGCGGCAGAAAGCAGCCGUUCCCCCGUCCUCUUCCCCGCCCCAACACCGCCCCUUCCCCGCCGCCGCAGGAGCCUCAGGUUCCCGGUAAACCGGGGCCGGGGACCCGCCCGGAGGGAGCCGCGCCAGGGCCAUGAAUAUUUCAGCGCCUCCUCAGCGCGUUUCUAAUUAAAGGGGGGGGCCCGGCGCCCCCCCCCCCCCCCCCCCUUCCCCUUUCCCCGUCUGCCCUCCUCCCGCUCACACACACACACUUGGGACCGGCUCCUUACGUCGGAGCGAGGAAAGGAGCGACCGAGCCCUGCCCGGGGGAGGGACGGGGGGGGGACCGGGGAGGGAGGGGAGAGAAGCGGGGGGGCUGUACGGCAGCGACGCUCCCGAGGUUGCCAAGUGGACUUUUAUUGUUUUCCACCCACUUCCAAGUCGAUACUAUCUGCCGUCUCAUGUCCAUCCUAUAGCCUAUAUAAGCGGCUGCGCCGGCGAUGGAGUAGGUGGCGGAGGGACGGGAGGGGGGCGGGCGGGACGGCCGCCGACAACUCGGACUGUUCUGCUGCUGCUCCUGCUGCUGCUCCUACUGCUCCUGCUGCUCCUACUGCUGCUGCUCCCGCUGCUCCUGCUGCUCCCGCUGCUGCCCGGGGAGAGCGGCCCCCGCGGAGAAGACAGCUCGCCUUGCGGCACGGAGAGCCAGCGGAAUAGGAAGCCUCCCCCGCCGGCAGCGGAUCGUUCCUUUUCAUCUGCUCGCUCGCCCUUCGGGUCAGGCUGCGAUGAGCGGACUGAGGUCUCCUGGGCUGCUGGGGCUGGUGCUCUUAAUGCUCUCGGCGGGAUAUUGCAAAGAGAAGAGCGACUCCGCGGAUCUGAAGGACAGGCAAAGCCUCUUAAAUCUUAUCAUGGAGAUCAUUCAGGAACUGAAAAGGUACCACCUGGAGAAGGACAGUGGGGUGCAGUACUUCUCCAAACACGACUAUAACUUAGACCGAAGGGAAGUGGCAGACUACGGAGGGUACCAGGAUGAGCAGAGAGUUGAAAUAGUUCCCAGAGAUCUGAGGAUGAAAGACAAGUUUUUAAAGCACUUAACAGGUCCACUCUACUUUAGCCCAAAAUGUAGUAAACACUUUCAUCGGCUUUAUCACAAUACAAGGGACUGCACCAUCCCAGCAUAUUACAAAAGAUGUGCCAGGCUUCUUACUCGGUUGGCAGUAAGCCCAAUGUGCAUGGAAGGAUAAGAUAUUAUUACCAUGAAAAGAAAAACCAAGAACCAAGAGAAGUGCCUUGGAAACCAACAGGGAAAUAGAACUUACUACCUUUAUAACAUAUUCCAUUGUGAACAAGAGAUUUAUUUUUGCAGAUUGACAGACUACUUCCCAUAAUUCUUUUAACAUGCAUUUUGUAGGUUGUCAACAGUUGGCAGAUUGACAUUCUCUUUACAGUAGCAUAAUUGCCAGUAGUACAUAAUGCUCAAUACUUUAAAAACACACUACAACUGAUGUGUAAUGCUGCCAAAAAAUACGUAAACACAAAUAUUUCACCACAAAAACUGAUGUUCUAUUGCUUAAUUCUACAAUUUUAAGGAAUGUUUGUUUGUAUAUCUAGAACUACAAAAGAUCUGCUCCACAGUAGUUGUGGUCACUUGAUAUCCUUCAUGCUUAUGCAAUUUUUUAAAAGUUUGGUUAAAACAGACUUGCAUUGGGGUCACAUUGUACCCUAGGAGUACAAAUUGCAUGACAAAUAGAAAUGUAAUUCAAAGUAGACAUAUUUUUGGGGACAGUGGAGCAUGGAUUUUGUACACAAAACACAAGCUGCCAUUAAUUUACUUUAUAUAAUAAAUGUAUAAAACAUUCCAGCUAACGUGCAAUAUGUAAAUACUGUAAAUAACAGGCAUAAGUAAUAAAGUGUUUGGUAUUAA